This is a messenger RNA of Cottoperca gobio, 566 nucleotides long. It is a transcript of the gene cox17, whose product is annotated as cytochrome c oxidase copper chaperone COX17. The transcript has 4 exons. The coding region runs from base 164 to 358 and encodes 64 amino acids. Gene Ontology annotation, molecular function: copper ion binding; copper chaperone activity. Gene Ontology annotation, cellular component: mitochondrial intermembrane space. Gene Ontology annotation, biological process: mitochondrial respiratory chain complex IV assembly. NCBI's taxonomy places the organism in Eukaryota, Metazoa, Chordata, Actinopteri, Perciformes, Bovichtidae. The record is from RefSeq and is a predicted model, not a curated record.
GUUUACAGCACUACAUUUCCCAGAAGCCUCCGUUGACACUUGUAAUCACGUGACUUUGUAUAUAACACUAACACGUGAGCUUUCUCCCUUUCUGUUACUUUCUUUUUGAAGGUGAAUCGUCUGCUAGCGUGUGACUCCGGCCUCCAUACAAUACAGCCAGAAGAUGUCGACAGUGUCUGCUGCCUGCUUGGAACCUGCUGUGGUCACUGAGCAGAAGAAGCCUCUGAAGCCAUGCUGUGCUUGUCCAGAGACAAAGAAAGUCAGGGAUGCUUGCAUCAUUGAGAAUGGAGAGGAAAGCUGCACAGUCCUGAUCGAGGCACACAAAGAUUGCAUGAGGGCGCUGGGAUUCAAGAUCUAACAACUCUUUUUGUUUGUGUGUGUUGCUGUGCAAGAUGACCCUGGGUGUUCCUUCUUUCCCAUCUUAUUUAUACCUUUUCUUAAAGGGAAAUGUGACGAUGCACUUCUGCUCUGAUGGGUUGAUUGUGUUUCUGUAAUAGUUUUUUUUAAAAAUCUGUAGAAUGCGUGAAAUGUCUAAAUCUGUUGAAUAAAAGUCCUAUGCAAUAAGA